Molecule: messenger RNA, 480 nt
Organism: Triticum dicoccoides
Lineage: Eukaryota; Viridiplantae; Streptophyta; Magnoliopsida; Poales; Poaceae
Exons: 1
Coding region: 1-480 (159 amino acids)
Source: RefSeq, a predicted model, not a curated record
AUGGUGGUCGCGCUUGGUCCCUGCAGGUUCUACAGCGGCAGCCUCCCGCGCCCCCGUGUCUUCUCCAGCAACCGCGUCGACCCGCCAGCGCCCGUCACCGACGCGCUGCUCUGCUGGGCGCGCGACGCGCACUGGUCCAUGGGCGGGCUCGCCGUGAAGCGCCUCCGCCUGCAGGGCCGCAUCGAGGGCAACCUCGUCAAGCUUCGCCGCACCGCGCGCCGCGACGCUAGGGUCUCCGCCAAGUCCGCCAAGGCCAAGGUCCGUGCCGCUGGGCACGGGCCAGCCCCUGCCACCCUCGACGACGCGUUGGGCUCCAACGAUGAUGAUUCGGAGGACGAGGCGGAGGUCGCGGCCCAGGAGAAGGCGCUGCGGCGCGAGGUCGUCAAUGAUGACGAGGACUCCGAGUCCGGCGAGUCGGAGGGGGAGGGGGUCCCGUUCGUGACCAUCGCCGCGGCCGGCUUACCGCUGGAGCCGGGUUAG